This is a messenger RNA of Drepanopeziza brunnea f. sp. 'multigermtubi' MB_m1, 1410 nucleotides long. RefSeq lists its product as uncharacterized. Gene Ontology annotation, cellular component: cytoplasm. Lineage: Eukaryota; Fungi; Ascomycota; Leotiomycetes; Helotiales; Drepanopezizaceae. Gene Ontology annotation, molecular function: beta-aspartyl-peptidase activity; asparaginase activity. The record is from RefSeq and is a predicted model, not a curated record.
AUGUCAUAUCCCGUGACUCAGGGGAAAAUGGAAUACACAAAGCUCCCACACGGCAUAAUCCCCCGCCUCAUCAUCCACGGCGGUGCGGGCAAUAUCACACCAGCCAAUCUUCCUCCGUCGAGAUACGCGCUCUACCACUCCUCCCUCCUCAAAAUCCUCGCCCAAGCGCACCACUUUCUCACCUCGCCCUCCUCUUUCCCCCUCGCAUCCUCGCCGUCAGCAUCAUCUCUCGACGCCGCGACCCUUGCUGUAACGCUGCUCGAAGAGAACCCGCUGUUCAAUUCGGGCCACGGAGCCGUAUUCACGCGAGAUGGAAUCAACGAGCUAGAAGCAUCAAUCAUGGUGUCGAAAGGCAAGAAGAAGCGAGGCGUAGGCGUCAUGGGAUUGACUCGCGUCAAGUCACCCAUCAAGCUUGCCCGCGAGAUGCUAUUGCGGGGAGAGCAGGACUUGGAGGGAGGGUCCGGACCAUAUCACUCCGGCGCGCAGGGACACUCCCAGCUGCAUAAGUUCAGCGCGGAGAAGUUGGCCGAGGAAUGGGGACUGGAGAUGGUGGAGCCGAGCUACUUCUUUACGCAGCAGCGGUGGGAUGAACACAUCAAGGGAUUGCAGGGUGAGAAGAACAGUGGGGUUGCGACGUGGCAUGCCGAGGACUUCUUCCCGCAAGGAACGUGUGGUGCAGUGGCUUUGGAUGCCGAGGGCGUGAUAUGCGCUGCGACAAGCACAGGCGGCCUCACCAAUAAGCUCACCGGCCGAAUUGGCGACACACCAACGCUCGGAGCUGGAUUCUGGGCAGAAGAGUGGGAGGAGAACAUCGCUCCACAGACAGAAACGCUGCUAUCAAGACCGGGCCCAGCGCUAGUUCUAAGCGAGACGUUGAAAGGGCUGAUGGCAGAUUGCUUCCCCAAUCCAGCUCUGUACACGCCCAUAUUAAAAGACGAGAUCGACUGGGCUUCUCUGAGCAAAGAUGACAAAGUCUUCCGCUCCGCCGGCCUCUCAGGAACCGGCAACGGCGACUCCUUCCUCCGCACAAACGCUGUCCGCACCAUCUCUGCCAUCGCACGAUACAAGCCCGUCCCCCUCCAAAAAGCGCUGAAGGAAGUCGCGGGCCCAGGCGGCUUUCUGGAGGAGAGUGCUGGCGACAGAUUCGGCAGGACGGGCGAGGGCGAAGGCGGCGUCAUCGGCAUCGAGCUCACGGUCGUGGUAGACGCUGCAAGGGAGAAGAAGGGGGCGGUGUCGCACGUCGUCGAUGAUUUCAACUGCGGUGGCAUGUUUCGCGCUAUGGUCGACAAACGCGGUAAAGCAGUCAUGCGCGUGUGGAGGCCCGGCCAGUAUGCUGAUCUGGAGAAGUACGAGGGCGAGGGCAAGCCUUAUGAUCUUAGUUUGUGGUUGGAUGAGGAGGUUUCCACCUAG